AUGGACGGUACUUUCGACUCGUUCACGCAGUUCGGAGACGUGGCCUCCUUCAUUGUGGACAAAGAGAUCGAGAUUCUCGACCGACUGCAAAUCUUGCUGCAGGAAUGUAGUCCUAUUCUCUUGGCAGCACACGCAGCUCUGGCGCAAAUCGACUGUCUCGUGGCAUUUGCUAGGGCUGCCACGCUCUAUGACCUCAAGAGACCGACCUUGGUCGCGGAGCAAGUGAUCCGGCUGAAGGGUAGUCGACAUGCGCUCAAGGCGUUGUCUGACGAAAGUUUCGUAGGUCUCUUUCGGGGCGAGCACAUGGAAGAGAGGGUCACAGUGCUGAAAACAUUGUUUGCUGUACAGGUUCCUAACGACAUCGAGUUGCGAGGAGGACUCGGUCUACCAGUCGAAGAUGCUGAUAGGAACGUCAACAUGACCGUCGACGAGCAUGUCGCUCAAUCGACCGGAAGUCAAGAGCAGUCUCGUCCGGCUUUUCAAAGGGCCCCGACCACAGACGCUGUGACGUCGAACGCCCAACACAGCGUUAUGGUGUUGACGGGAGCGUGA
Pseudozyma hubeiensis SY62 is the source of this 552-nucleotide messenger RNA. Its product is annotated as DNA mismatch repair protein. Gene Ontology annotation, molecular function: ATP-dependent DNA damage sensor activity; ATP binding; mismatched DNA binding. Lineage: Eukaryota; Fungi; Basidiomycota; Ustilaginomycetes; Ustilaginales; Ustilaginaceae. The coding region runs from base 1 to 552 and encodes 183 amino acids. The record is from RefSeq and is a predicted model, not a curated record. The transcript has 3 exons. Gene Ontology annotation, biological process: mismatch repair. Gene Ontology annotation, cellular component: nucleus.